Molecule: messenger RNA, 3521 nt
Organism: Drosophila innubila
Lineage: Eukaryota; Metazoa; Arthropoda; Insecta; Diptera; Drosophilidae
Gene: olf413
Product: MOXD1 homolog 2
Exons: 11
Coding region: 1036-3306 (756 amino acids)
Biological process (GO): norepinephrine biosynthetic process; dopamine catabolic process; octopamine biosynthetic process
Cellular component (GO): secretory granule membrane
Molecular function (GO): copper ion binding; dopamine beta-monooxygenase activity
Source: RefSeq, a predicted model, not a curated record
ACGGUUAAUUAUAAUUAUUUGCGGUUUCAUAUGCAAAUCCGUUUGUGCAGUUCCGAAAAUCAAUUCAAAAUUAAAUCUAAACACACGCAAAUCUAAAAUCCUGUAACAUCCUGAACUGCGACGAGCAAUUCGGACAUUUACCAUUACGCUUACGCGGCUCUCGCGUUCUCUGUGUGUGUGUGUAUAUUCUCGUGUAUCUCGUGUUAGUGUGUGCGUGUUAUGACAGAGAGUUGACAAUAGGCAAAUAGGCAAAUCAUAUGCCGCCCACGUAAUGUGUGACGAAAUUUAAAUUCGCCAUCUAUGCAAAUACAAUUGCACAAAUCGUCUAUGUAUGUGUAUGUAUAGAGUGUGUGUAUACGGGUUUAAGUGCUAGUGAGAUAUUCAUGUGGAUUACCAUAAACAUAAACAAAGGAUUAGAAAGAAACAACAGCAGCAGCAGCAAUAGAAGACGAGCAAGAAAGACCACAGAAACAUUUCUGGGAUUACAGCAGCCGCAAAAGAGCAGAAGUUGAAAAAGAAAACUAAGAAGAAGAAGAAGAAGAAGAACAGAGGAGUUUGUUAAAAAAUACUGGUAUCUGUACAUUGGAGUUUGAAUUCGACACAGAGGGUCGUACACAUCCGAUAGACAGACUCCAGAAGCAGCUGUGUGCCUGUGUCUGUGUGUGUGACAAGCGCAACUAAUGAGCAAAGAAGAGCACAACAACAACAACAGGCAGAGCAACAAAUCGGAAACAGGAAGCAGCAGCAACAUCAGCAGCAACAGCAACAGCAACGACGACGAACGAAAGUAAAACUGCUUGGCCAUUAUUAUCAUUACUAAAUAAUCGUAACUGUGAUAGUACCAAAGAAAAGCAGCAGCAGUAAUCAGCAAAAGAUAUAGAUACGUUUACAGACACAGAGUUGCUGCCGUGCGUAAUUGCGUUUCAGUGAUUUUCAAACUAAUAAAUGUCGUACGCGCAAUUGCCGGCAACAACAGCAGCAACAAGAGCAACAUCUAUUUGUUAAAGCCAAGCAGCCAACAAAACAUCGCACAAAAUGGCGCACAAAAUGAGGCAGACAGCAGCAACAACAAGAGCAACAGCAACAGCAACAUCAACACACACGAGAGCAACACAGAGCUGCAGAAGAGCAACACGAGUCGGCACGCAUUCAAGUUCAAGGCGGUCAUCGUUAAUCACAUGUUUUAUAUCCUGCCACACGUUUAGCUCCACGUUAGCGUUGUUGUUGUUGCUUGUGCUGCUUGCUACGGCACAAGCAGCCAGCAAGCUGACCAGUCGCAACAGCAGCAGCAGCGGCAACAGCAGCAAUAACAACACAACAGCAGCCGCACAACAAGCGACGCCCGUUUGGGAUCAUGCCAUCGAUUUGAAUGAGGAUUUUCGCAUACUAUGGCAAAUCAUUAAUCAGGAUAUAACAUUUGAAAUACAAGCACGUACAUUAGGUUAUGUCGGCUUCGGAUUCUCACCCGACGGUAAUCUCGCUGGCGCGGAUAUGGCCAUCGGUUGGGUGGACAAGGGUCAAACGUAUUUUCAGGAUCGACACGUCACACGCAAUGGCGACACUGAGCCCGUUGUGGAUCCCUCGCAGGAUUACAUGCUGAUGCUUGGCUAUGAGAAUGCCACGCACACCGUCCUACGAUUCCGUCGAAAGUUGGACACAUGCGAUGCCAGCCAUGACAUCGCCAUAACGAACGACACGAUGCGCUUGCUGUACAUGUAUCACGCACAGGAUCCGCCUCACGGCUCGGUGCGUCCCGGCACGUUGCCCGAUCCGGAACGGGCCUUUCGUCCAUAUCGACCCAUGGUCCUGAUGCAGCGUGCCCAGCUGCAGUUGCCAACGCCGCAUGAUGAGCGCGUCCGUGUGCUGGAGCUGCGCAAUGAGGAUGUCGAGUUGCCCGGCGGCGAUACGCCGCUUUUUUGGUGCAAAAUGUUCAAACUGGAGGAUAUCAAUCGCAAGCACCAUCUCAUUCGGUACGAGCCGAUUUAUGAUUCAUCGUCCAGUGUACACUACUUGCAGCAUAUUACGCUCCACGAGUGCCAGGGCUCCUCGGAGCUGGAGGAGAUGGCACGCGAACAGGGCAGACAGUGUAUGGGAGCCCGUUCCAUACCCCUGGCAUGCAAUGCCAUUGUUGCCUCCUGGUCGCGGGGCAGCGAGGGCUUUACGUAUCCCCAUGAAGCGGGCUACCCGAUUGAGUCGCGACAGGCCAAAUAUUAUUUAAUGGAGACCCAUUAUAACAAUUUGAAGCCGGACUUUGCCCAAUUGCAUGCCAGACAAAUGGCGGAUAAUUCUGGUUUGAAAAUCUACUUUACGCACGUGCUGCGACCAAAUGACGCUGGCAUAUUGUCAAUCGGCAUGGAUCCCAACUGGCGCCACAUUAUACCGCCGGGACAGAAACGCGUGAUAUCCGAGGGCCAAUGCAUUGAGGAUUGCACCGGCUAUGCCUUCCCCGCACAGGGCAUCAACAUUUUUGCGGUCAUGAUGCGCACACAUCAAAUCGGCAAGGAGGUUAAACUGCGUCAGAUACGACAAACCGAGGAGCUUCCGCCAAUUGCACACGACAGCAAUAUAGAUGUGGCCUAUCAGGACUUUCGACGUUUGCCACAGUCGGUGCAUUCCAUGCCCGGCGAUAGACUCAUCGCCGAAUGCAUUUAUGACAGUUCGUCACGAAAGGCAAUUACGCUGGGUGGCCUCACAAUGAAGGAAGAAAGCUGCACCGUGCUGACACUUUACUAUCCACGCCAAAAGAAACUGACAACGUGUCACUCACUACCCAGCCUGCCCACAGUGUUGCAUUCUCUUGGUAUCGAACAACUUGCAACCGACUCAAAUCCCGUGCUGAUUUCAUCACCGCCCGAAUUGGCUGGCAUGACUCUGGAGGCACGUCUGAUAUCCUACGAUUGGGAAAAUCAAUUUGGCGAAUUUCAAGAGGCCACACGCAAAGGCAGCUUUAAGCCCAUCUGCUGGGGAGCCAAGAAUCAUGCGGUGCCGCGCUCCGAGUUUCUCGAAGGCUACAGCAUAAAUGUAACCAAAACGUAUAAGAAACACAAACGCUGCAAGCCCAAACGUCUCUAUGCGCCCAUCACGGAGCGCACCUCGCCGUCGGCGGAUCUCAGCGAGUUGCCGGUGCUGCAUGAGCUGGACAACAACAACAUUAUCGAGGGCGCGGCACGGAGUAGUCGCAGCUCGGCGACAGAUGGCCAUGGUGGACUGAGUGGUGCCACCAAGAAUAAUUGUGGACAGCUCUCCAGCUGUCUGCUAUGGCUGGGCGCCUCAUCCUGGUGGCUGCUCCUAAUGCUAAGGACGUGAGGAGCAGGUCCAUGCACAGGCAGAGCAGAGAAAAGCAGCAGCAGCAGCAGCACAGGCACCACCGUCUAACUACACUAUAUACAUAAAUAUAUAAAUCUAAACAAAACAGUAAAAAGGCAACUACAACUCUAUAACUAUAAAUGACAGCUCUUAAUCCUACUACAAAACAAAAUAGACAGACAACAACAAAAAAUGCAACAAAAAGCAGAACAAAA